UUCCCUGGAUUUGAUGACCUCUACUGCAAGUUCUGCUUCGUCUAUGGCCAGGACUGGGUUCCCACAGCGGGCCUGGAGGAAGGAAUCUCCCAGAUCACCUCCACGAGUGAUGUCUCACCCACCACACUCGUCUGGAACUUCCCCAUCGACAUCACCUUCAAGAGCACAAACCCCUUUGGCUGGCCACAGAUUGUUCUGAGUGUCUAUGGACCUGACUUCUUUGGAAACGAUGUGGUCAGAGGUUAUGGAGCUGUUCAUGUGCCCUUCACACCUGGAAGGCACACGAGAACCAUUGCUAUGUUUGUUCCAGAGUCCACAUCGAGGCUGCAACAGUUUACAAGCUGGUUCACAGGGAGACGUCCGGAAUUUACCGACCCCAAGGUGGUAGCACAGGGAGAAGGACGAGAAGUGACCAGGGUGAGAUCUCAAGGCUUCGUGACCAUUUCCUUCAACAUCAUGACCAAAGACCUGAAGAAGUUGGGCUACGACGUGAGCUCCAGUGACAUGCAGAGCCCCUCACUGGGGCCUGUGCCUCAAGGGCUCCACAAGUACUGA
Molecule: messenger RNA, 555 nt
Organism: Acanthisitta chloris (rifleman)
Lineage: Eukaryota; Metazoa; Chordata; Aves; Passeriformes; Acanthisittidae
Gene: B9D1
Product: B9 protein domain 1
Exons: 6
Biological process (GO): cilium assembly
Cellular component (GO): MKS complex
Source: RefSeq, a predicted model, not a curated record